Messenger RNA from Nematostella vectensis (starlet sea anemone), 5747 nucleotides. RefSeq lists its product as uncharacterized. The record is from RefSeq and is a predicted model, not a curated record. Gene Ontology annotation, cellular component: signaling receptor complex. Gene Ontology annotation, molecular function: transmembrane receptor protein tyrosine kinase activity; protein binding; ATP binding. Lineage: Eukaryota; Metazoa; Cnidaria; Anthozoa; Actiniaria; Edwardsiidae. The transcript has 28 exons. The coding region runs from base 1591 to 4953 and encodes 1120 amino acids. Gene Ontology annotation, biological process: cell surface receptor protein tyrosine kinase signaling pathway; positive regulation of kinase activity; protein phosphorylation.
AAUAAACCCUUUAAGGUACCUCUCAACCCCCACCCCUAAAAUAAGCACUACAACUGAACGAUGGGGUAGUGUAACCUCAUUCGAAAAAAAAUUUAGAUAAACUUCAUUUCUACAUGAAUAUCGUUUUUCUAGGUAUUGGGGCAUACACAUUAUUACGCAAUGCAUUUACGUUAGCCGUUAUCAAAUUGCCGUGUAAGAAAUUAGAUUAAAGGCCGAAUUGAACGCAAGGCGGCUUUGCACGCCCCUUGACGAUGCUUUAUUUAUCAUAGCAGGAAGUCGAAUGACUAAAGUAGUCAUUAGCGAUACGAGAAGUGGAGUAGGGAAUUCUCCAGGGUUUGUGAUAUUCAUAUAUCGGCAGUAUAACACAUGUAGCUUUUCAAUAUGAGUCUUUCAGUGUUUUGUUUUAAUGGAAUAAGCUUUUUGAAUCGGUGAUAGUCUUUCUCUAGUUCAAAUGCUGUUUUUGCCUCAUAUGAAAUAUAAAAUAUUGGUUCAUCGCCUGAAAACGCAUUUCCAAGUACCCUCUUCCCUUCCCUCAAAUCAGACUUUGGAAUAUUCAAUGAUCAAGUGUUCUUAAAUCUGUGGACUGUUCGUUGGGUGGAAACAUUGUGAUUUAUAUUGCUGUCAUAUUAUAUCGUCUGAUAACGAACCAAUAGAUAUUAGCAGUAUCUGGCAUAAGAACACAUCAUUUGUGAUCUCGUAAAAUGUGCUCAGUCAUAUCUAAAAUUUUAAAAUUAAGAUUAAUAUCAAAAGUUCAUUUGUCAAGUUUGAUGUGAUAAAGUUCUUAGGGCCUAAUAACAGGAAAUCACAUAAAGUCACAGUGUUUGUUGUAGGUGGUCAUUUCCCCUUACUGGGUUUGCGAUCGUCAUUUACCGUCAAUUAAAACGUUCAGCAACACAUGGAAGUUUUUUCCUUCGAAUAAAAACAUGGAAUUGUGUUAUUAGCUUUGCUUUUGUAUUUUCUAGUUAUUUUUCUCUCGACAUUUUCUAAAUCCAAUUGAUAAUUUUGAGAAAUGUCAGGUAGGCUUCCUAGAGACCGGUUCCAAUUGAAUGCCGUUUAUCUAAUGAAAAGCUAGUUUACUGUCACUUCUAUACGUUAUUCAAACUAUAAGUAAAUAAUAGAAAGCGGAAAUUUAAGCGUACAAUCAUCAGUGUACCAUUUCCUACUGCAGGCAUUCUGUAAUUUAUUGUAAUUCUGCGAUAAUCCUUUUCAUGAUUCUUAAGGCCAGUUUUGAACCUUCGUAUCUUAAUCAGAGUGUUCCAAAACAAUUGGCUUGUAUUUUGUAUCAUUUCCGUUUCUCUUUCUCUGUUCCUUUCUUUCCAUCGUUCCGCGCUUCCCCUCAAUUCGCCUUUGGCUGUCAAACGCGCAUUCGCCUGAAAUCCCGAAUUCUUCCUCCGCUAUGACGUCAUGGCGAUGUCAAGUCGACCCAGAAAUGAUUACUUCUACCACCCUUACCACUUAUAACAAUAGAAAAGGCCCGCGAACAGGAUUUAGAACGAGAACAAAAAAGAAAUAUCACUGUUGGUCAAACAGUGAUUGUGUCGUAUAACGAGUGGGUAGAUUGAGAAAAUGCCCAGGAAAUAGAAUGAAAAAAUGGGGGUAUAUACCGUAGUUCAGCGUGCCCUUCUCUUGCUUGUUUUUAUUAGCAUUUUGUGUGAUAAAUACCACUGGAGUUUUGCGUUAAAGAGAAUCGUUUUAGAGACUCAGAAAGGGCAGCUGGAAUUACUCUGCACAAGAGAGUUUGGCGUGUUGUCAUCGAUUCCUCCGACCAAUGAUCCCUCGCCGUCCACAGAUUUUCUUUGUGGCUCCAACUGUACGGAGUGUAAAGCUCCUCUGAAGUUCAAUGGCUUCCCUAACAUCCCUGAGCAUGAGUGUAUCUCACAGUGCGAAAAGAGCGCAAGUCAGCCAUGUAUCCGUGGCUGCCAACUUAUCAAGAACCUCACCUCAGGACCAGGGCCAGGGGGCCUGUCGUACGACAGAAGGGCUGCAUCUGUGUAUGUACCGCUGACCUGUCGAGGGUCUGACCGUCUGCUCUUCGCGAUCAACGCACACGUGGCGCCGGAGCUUUCCCAUGAGCCCCUGGGGUUCCUAGUUCUGUACAGAACGAACAAAGCAGCGAACUGGAGCAUUUAUAAAUGUAUCUUUGAUGAUUACCUGACCUUCCCCACCACUGCUGGGCAAAUCGCUGUUGCCAUAGUAACAGCAAGGGGUCUUGUCGCCUCACGUGACCUCACUGAGAGGACCCUUGAAAGGCUUCUUAGUAUGAGCGAUUUUGAAUACGCCUUUGGGCACGGCUCUAUUCCGCUCAAUGCAGUAACCGACCUGAACGUUACCUUCAAUGUGGAAACAAACAAGACUUCCGGCACCUGCAAACUGUCAGCGGUGUUUACCUGGGUGCCACCUUCUCCCAGUAAACCAUGCAGCUAUGAUAUCUUUUUACAUCAAGAAAAUGGAGACGGACACGAUUCUACAUAUGCCAUAGUAAAGAUGAAAAGCAGUCAUCAUUACCUUACCUAUACUGCCAGUGCCCUUCCCUUCGACACGCCUUAUGUAUUAGAUGUAAUAGCCCUUGGAUCAGAACUCCACAACGAAAGCGACGGGAGAAAAGUGAUUAAGUUUCGUACUCCAACUUGUAGUUGUAGGGAGGCUCUGGAUGAUGACGAAUAUGCGCUAUUUUGUGCUCCAGAUCAACCUAACAAUCUCUCGAUCGUAUCGUCCCGUUACCUUGGCAACGGCACAAGCGUAGUCGUGGUGUCAUGGCAACCGCCUAAUGACCAGGCAAUGGUCCUAGGAUACCUACUGCACUGGAAAAAGACGCCUUACUCGGCAGCUCAUAUGACCGACCCACACGAAGGGCGAGCGACGAUUAGCGCGUAUACCAAUAUUAGCUACGAGAUCGUCGUAGACACAGGCUUUCCAUACAUUCUAACGGUGACUGCGUUUGUCAAAUGGGCGUAUGGAAAGCCUGGCAAGCUAUACUUUAGCACAGAAUAUCCUCCAACUUCCUGGCCGAACGUGACAUUUCUCAACGUGACAGUACUUGCCGUGACAGAAGAGCGUGACAAUGGCAUCUUGUACCUACUGGUGAUAGGGGUGCUGUUACUUGUAAUCGUGCCUACCGUGGGUGGGGGGAAAUACAUCCACAAGAGGCGACGAGCACGCGAGGCGUCGGCGAUAAGGAGGCAGCUACGAGACGAGAUGAUAGAAGAGGGGUUGAUAUUCGGUGAGAUGCUUGGGCCGAUUCCUGAGCCUGACGAGUGGGAAGUAGACUACAGUUCCAUCGCGUUUGGAGAGGUGGUGGGUUCAGGGGCUUUUGGCAAGGUAACCAAGGCAACCAUUGUGGGAUUGCCAGGCGGUCCAGAGAACAAGGAGACAGUGGUAGCGGUAAAGAAACUCAAUGCGAUGGCGACCAUGGAGGAUCGCCGUAAUUUCCUGUCCGAGAUAGAGAUGAUGAAGCAGCUGGGGAAGCACCUUAACAUUGUCAGUAUUUUGGGCUGCGUGACUCACGCGGGACAGCUGUGCCUCAUAACGGAGUACUGCCCGUACGGCGACCUGAGGAACUACCUGCGCGCAAUCAGAGACAAGAACAAGAAGCAUCCACAUUUCCGCCUCGGGUCGAGCUUGGUUGCGUCACCUCAGUCGGGCAGUCAAAGAUAUUUCUCAAGUUCUUCCAAGAAAACUAAGAGAGAGCCACAAGAAAGUGUAACAAGUGGACAGUACCGUCGGCUCUCCGGUGGCUUACUUCUUUUAAAUGGAUCCGGCCUUCUGUUGCCCGUUACUAACACGACCAAGUCCCUACCCACCGGACUUAUUGCGUCUGCCACAUCAAGCUAUUUGUACGCUGCAUCGGUCAGCGGAGACUAUUGUAACGAACAGGAUCGAGUAGACCUCGUCUCCAGUCUCCCCCAUCAGGCCGCCACAUAUGAUAAACCGUCGGUUGUUGCGGGCUCGCCAUUUGGCUCAAGAGAGCCGCUCCCUGCCCUCCCCAGUCCCCUCUCGCCAGAGAAGACGACUGAGGGCUCAGCCAAUCAGUACAGCUACCCGGCCCCUAUGUCCGGCAAACCAGAGUGUCUCGCUGAUGAUUCCAAGCAGCACAUACGCAUCACAAUGUCCGACGUUCAGCCCUUGGUCGCAUUUUGGCCAGGAAAUGACCAGGAAGAGACUCGGCGAGACUGGGUGGCAAGCUUCAGCCAGCAAAUAGACAAGCCAAACGAAGAAAUGCGCGAAACAAGACGCGGUAGUCUCGACAAUAGGCGAGACGCAUCGAAUCUGAGUCGGACCAACACGCAAAUCGACCAGAGUCAGACAGGCAACGACGAAUCAGACGAACAAGAGGGAAGAGAACUUACUCAAAAUGACCUGCUCUCUUUUGCUCGACAAAUCGCGGUGGGAAUGGAAUACUUGUCUCAGAAAAUGUUCGUUCACCGUGACCUCGCCGCGCGGAACAUUCUCAUUUGCGAGGAUAACCUCGUGAAGAUCUCGGACUUUGGUCUAACACGUGACGUUUAUGAGAGCUCCGAGUAUCACAAGAUGCACAACACGGGCAAACUCCCCCUCAAGUGGAUGGCGCCCGAAGCCAUCUUCCAAAACGUGCACACGACAAAGAGUGAUGUCUGGGCAUUUGGAGUUGUUCUAUGGGAGAUCGUAACGUUGGGGGGUAGUCCAUAUCCAGGACAAUCAGGCAAAGAGUUCUACAAAAAGCUCAAGAAUGGAUAUCGUAUGGAGAAGCCGGACAUGUGUAGUCCAGAAUUGUACGCUAUGAUGCGAUCCUGCUGGGCGUCCAGUCCUGAGGAUCGACCCACCUUCACCAAGCUCCGUAACCAGUUAGAACAGCUUAUGGAUAGAGAAGACGAGCUGUACAUUGAUGUGAACUUUGAAGACGCCGAGUAUUCAUACCUAGCGACAGACUCAAGUUCAUCAGGAAGGCUAAGCCAGGAACCACUGCUUCUUAUAUAAGAUGCCGGAAGUGGCUAUUCCCUUUUUUUUUACGCCGCCCCAAGAAGAAGGCAUAAAUGAGACCUCAAAUAUCAGUAGACCUUCAAACAGAAGCCGCAUCUAAGCUUUCAAGAUCUCAUGUCAAAUAGCCCUAGGCAGUCACAUAUUUGGUAUUUUAAAAAAAAUUGAAAGAAUAAUCAUUUAAAUAAAUUUCUAAAUCUUCAUCUAAAGUUUUAUACAUCAUUUACAAAAUUCAAUUAAAAACCUCAUAAUAACAUUUCCAAAUUAACUGACGGAACCGAAUGCUUUGUUUCCCUUGGGUUUUUGCUAGGAUUUCAAAGCGGCGGCUAACAGACUAAUUAAUACAGUGGUAAAAGUACAAUAAUGUAAAUUAAUUACUAUAAAGACAAUGUACAUCACAAAGUAUAAACAGACUGCAAAUAUUGUAUACACCUUUUUUAAAAAGGUUGUCAGUGCACACUGGCAAUGGCAAUUGCUAAAUGGCAGUUCCAAAAUCGAAAGGUGCUAAUUAUUUGGGAUCCACAGGUCCUUUCCGACGCAAAACUGCCAAUCGCCAUUUGCUGUUUGCACUGACACCUUUUUUAAUAGGUGUAUAUCAGAAAAACAGCAGGCAAUUUAUAUCUGUGAAUCGCUUCAGACCUUGUCAAGAUUCGUGCACCAGGAAAUGUUGAAAAGAUUCCCAUUGCAACACAAUAGGAAUGAUAAAUAUUCACCACAGCUUCCAGAAAGGAAUGAAUUCUCAAAUAACUUUAGUUUAUUGUAUCACUGUAAAUAUAAAAAUUAAUUAUUGCAAA